AUGGAGGUUGCGGCGGAGAGAAUCAGAUCCGUUAAGAAACUACUGCCCGAGAGGCCACACCAUCUGGCCCUUUCACUCGGCCGCAAAUAUCCAGUUCCUCCAAACUUCUGGGACCACCAGUCCCCCCUACAGUACUCCACCUUCCUAUCAGAUGCCGAUCGCGGCCUCCUUCUGACACGACCGUACUACGACAUAUGCGACGAGCCUGAAGCCCCCUUGCCCACCCGCCAGUCCACUCCCCUAGCUGGUGUCAAGAAGGCCGGGAACAAGAUGACCCUGGAGGUUUGGAAGAGCAAGAAGGUGGCAACCUCGCCGACGGAAAACGGAGUCUUGGGGGCCAAGGUGGACGACAAGAAACAGCGGGCGCCUGCGAAUGGACCCGACAAGGACGUACCGCGCAAAGAGCAGGACAAGGUAAAGCAGGCUGGCACACAACGGGAUAGCAAGGGCCCGGACGCCCGGGGUAAUGGGGACAUGGAGAGGUCUAAGAGCUCACUCUCAAAAAUCGCAUCGCGAGAUGCGCCGAGCCCGUCGUCCGAGGGCAAGAAGCGGCCAUUGGAGCAGGACGAUAGCAUGAGGCCACACAAGAAGACGAAAUCGAGCGAGCCUCAACCGUCAGAGGUGCUGCGCAAACCCCUGCGGCCAGAGACCCCGGUCAGCAGGGAACAUGUCAGGUCUGCUAGUAAAGAUGGCAGAACAGGAGUGUCUCAGUCGAACCCAAGCGGCCGCGUCGCGCCGCCAAGCUCAAAGGACCAGCCUUCUCGCGCAGUCUCGCCAAAGGUCACGGUCAACGGCACAAAGUCUCAGAGCUCUGCGUCUCGCAAUACGCUACCCCCAAAACCAGACACUUCUGGAAAACACCUUGUUCCUCCAAUUCUCUCACCUCUAAAGCUAGCGUUUGAGGACGACCUGGAGACCUGGAGCCCAAAGAAGAAGCCAGUGGACAGCCACACGACCGGAAAGUCACAAACCAAACCAUCGAGGCCAGAAGUGACAGUGAAGAAAAAGGCCCCGACGCCCGAGUUGCCACCCAUUCUUUCGCCCACGUUGCCUCCCCAGGUCGAGGAAGCACUAGCUCGAAUACAGAAGACGCAGGUGAAAGAGGAAUCGAAAGAUCCGCCGGGCCAGUCUUCGGACGCGCCAGCGAGCGCGCGCAAGACACGACCGCCAGCGGACAACUUUGAUGCGGAUGCUCGGCCAACCAAGAUUGUAACAAUUAAAUACAAGAAAGGCCUCCGCAAGAGGGUACAGGGUCUCCUCGCGCUGCCUUCGAGGCCCUGGCCGAAGGAGCGGUCGCUCAGCGCUGAGGACACACCACCACCUGCGAGCAAACGCCCACGUGCCACCGAGCCAAUUGCAAAGCCGGCAGCGAAUUCGGUUGCUACGAAACGGCCGAGAGCACCCGAGCCGACCGGGAGCAAGGCGCCGUACACACCACCCGAGCCCCCCACUACCAACAGCCUCUCUGCCCCCGGGGGCUCGCAGACGCAGACGCAGACGCCUGGGGGCAGGGUUGCCCAGACGCCGGGUGCUGGAGACGCGGCGCAGACAGGCCGUGAAGGCGCCGCCAAAGAAACACUUAGGAGGCGAUGGGACGAGUUUUGCAAGAUCGGGAAGAGACUGAAGCACAAGCGCGACAAAGAAUUCCCGGCGCCCGGGGCGGGGCCCAACGCGGGGGCGCAGUCGAGAGACUACCGCCGGGCGAUGCUCACGAUCGAGAUGAUCCUGGCGUACAUGAUUGCUUUCCGCUCGCUCAACCAGAGGUCGGAGAUCUCAGGGGCGGCGAUGGAGAUGACUUCGUGGCUCACGCUGGAGCCUCACCUGCGGGAGCUGAAGCAGAUGGCGCGACAUACGACCUCACUCCAGGCGCUCGCAUACCAGCUUCACGGCAUCGUGAUCAACGAGCUCAUCAGGGCGUUUGCCUCGAUGGGACUGCAUGGCGGUGAGCAGCUCAAACUCGGAAAAGACCAGCACAUGGCUGUGUUCCAGGCCAUGAAGAAUAACCCGAGGAUAUGGACCGAGGCCAACGACCUCCGGGGCAAGGUGUCGGACAAGAGCCUGAGGACGCCCACCAUGGGAAACUGGACGACGCCUCACAAGGCAGCAUCUGAUGCGCUCUUGGUCCUUGCGCGGUUCGCAGAGCGCGAGCAUGUCAACUGGCGUGCCGAGGUGGUCGUGCCCAACGAAGGUGUAUAG
Diaporthe citri is the source of this 2196-nucleotide messenger RNA. RefSeq lists its product as uncharacterized. Lineage: Eukaryota; Fungi; Ascomycota; Sordariomycetes; Diaporthales; Diaporthaceae. Bases 1 to 2196 code for a protein of 731 amino acids. The transcript is spliced from 2 exons. The record is from RefSeq and is a predicted model, not a curated record.